This is a messenger RNA of Trichoderma asperellum CBS 433.97, 1216 nucleotides long. RefSeq lists its product as uncharacterized. NCBI's taxonomy places the organism in Eukaryota, Fungi, Ascomycota, Sordariomycetes, Hypocreales, Hypocreaceae. The record is from RefSeq and is a predicted model, not a curated record.
CUAAGAAUGAAAUUACUAUUGAAUAUCAACCGUGCGGACGAUACGGCUAUUAGGCCGGGAGAUGACAUUCAAGGAACGUUGAUAAUAUCAGGUAUUGCGAGCCAGAAGCAGCCUCAAUGCACAGCUACGAUUGGAGGACGAUUAAUGAUUUCGGUACCUCCUCAAGUUGCUGGCCCUAAAAUAGACAACGCAGUUUAUACGCUAUUCGAAGAAACGAAACAACUGAAUUACGAAAAUAGGUCGGGCAAAAACAACCCGGAUGAUGACGUUCUUUUUAUGCCUUUCAACUUCCGAUUUCCAUCUCAUAUAAAUUGCUCUAAGCAUCCUCAUCCAUGCCAAUUCCCUCCAUCAACGAAUGUGCAUGAAGGGAAUUCUAGGAUAAGGGUGGAAUACUACAUCACUGCAGCCGUGGACAGGCAUAUAUUUGGCGGCCUAUCCAAUAAAAAGAGAGUCGCAAAGGCGUUACAACUCAGCAGCAAUUGUUCAUCUACUACCUCACCAGCAUCAUCAUCUAUCGCCAGCCUGCCGAUAACACUACGACAGAAGGAUUACACAGAGCGUCUGCAACCUCGGCCUGAUGGUCUACCAGCAUACACGCCAUCUAUACACGUCCAAGUCGUGCAUCCUCAGCCACCAGUUUUUGUCCGAGGGCAAGCGAAUCCCAUCCGAUUCAACGUCCACAGCCCAUCCGAAGCGAUCGGGAAAAUAUUUGUUCGGAGCAUCAAUAUCAACUUCAAGACUUCCACCAUCGCAGCUGCCGGGUCAACUGCGCAACGAGUCGAUCAAGAUGCAUCGGGAGUCAAAUUACCCACUCUCAUUCCAAUCGAUUCGGAAAUACUAGAGCUCGAUACAAGCACCUGGGGGCGCCUUUCUAUGCUCAGCCUGAGACCAACAUUCGAAUCAUGUCUAAUGCAGAUAAAGCAUACGGCUGAAAUAAGUGUUGGUAUAUCAGUAGGGCCCCAGGGCAGCAUUUUUCAUACUUCGUCUCGGUUCGACAUGGUGGUGAUGGAUCCGCCGCCUUCAUAUGAAGAAAUCUAGAAACUACAUUAUCGGCAAAUAUAGAGAACGACUGCAUGGUUAGGUAUAAUUUAGAGCAAGGUGUUUUUUUUUCUUCUUUUUUUUAUGUGUGUGUGCAUUAGUACUAUAGAAGAUACCUAGCUUCGGAUCAAUGAUCGAGCCACGCUGCAGAUAGACAUCGUUAGAAAGAGAUUUGGGC